Molecule: messenger RNA, 1167 nt
Organism: Amorphotheca resinae ATCC 22711
Lineage: Eukaryota; Fungi; Ascomycota; Leotiomycetes; Helotiales; Amorphothecaceae
Exons: 3
Coding region: 1-1167 (388 amino acids)
Biological process (GO): alcohol metabolic process
Molecular function (GO): zinc ion binding; alcohol dehydrogenase (NADP+) activity
Source: RefSeq, a predicted model, not a curated record
AUGCAGAGGGUAUUUAGUCUCACAGAACAUUUGAAGAAAUCUUCCAAUCCAGAAGACGAUAUCCACAAGGCCAAGAUGAGCGCACAACAGUACACGUUCCAGGGAUGGAUGGGGUUGGAUAAGGAUUCCGUCAGUGGGAAGAUGGUCUGGCAGGAGUUUGAGCCUAAGACUUGGACGGAGGAUGAUGUGGACAUCAAAGUCACCCACUGUGGCAUUUGCGGAAGUGACCUUCACACCCUGCGGAGUGGAUGGGGUCCAACGUUAUACCCGUGCUGCGUUGGGCACGAGGUUGCUGGGACUGCCGUGAAGGUCGGAAAGAAUGUGAAGCACAUCAAACUUGGAGACCGAGUGGGACUUGGUGCUCAGGCAGGUUCCUGUCUCGAUUGCGAGGAGUGCGUGGCUGGUUUGGAGCCUUACUGCAGCAAGGGUCUCAUUGGCACAUACAAUGCAAAAUACCCAGACGGAUCGAAGUCAUACGGAGGGUAUGCUGAUUACUGCCGUGCACCAGGACACUUUGUUGUCAAGAUCCCUGAUGGAUUGACUUUGGCUGAGGCUGCACCUAUGCUCUGCGGUGGUGUAACCGUAUGGUCUCCUCUCAAGAAAAACGGUGCUGGCCCCGGUAAGAGAGUCGGCAUCGUCGGUAUCGGAGGUCUUGGCCACUUCGGUCUGCUGUGGGCGAAGGCUUUGGGCUGCGACGAAGUUGUUGCGAUCUCGCGAACGAGCAGCAAGGCUGCCGAUGCCAAGAAGAUGGGGGCGGACAGAUUCAUCGCCACAGAUGAAGACGAAGGAUGGGCCAAGAAGAAUUCCAGAUCCCUGGAUCUCAUCGUGUCGACCGUUUCCAGCCCUAAUAUGCCACUCACGGGCUACUUCCGAUUAUUGAAAACCUAUGGACAAUUCAUCCAGGUCGGAGCUCCCGAAGACGCAUUUCCCCAAUUCAACGCCAUGGCCCUUAUCGGAAAGGGUUGCAAAUUGGGAGGGUCAAGCAUUGGCUCUCCGGCGGAUAUUUCUGAAAUGUUAGAGUUUGCUGUUCAGCACAAGAUCCACCCGUUCAUCCAGGUUCGGCCUAUGAAGGAAGCCAACCAGGCCAUCAGGGAUUUGGAGAGUGGAAAGGCUAGAUACAGAUAUGUGCUACGGAAUGAGAAGCAUGCGGAUGAGCUUGGCGUGUAA